Molecule: messenger RNA, 3311 nt
Organism: Aegilops tauschii subsp. strangulata
Lineage: Eukaryota; Viridiplantae; Streptophyta; Magnoliopsida; Poales; Poaceae
Product: probable LRR receptor-like serine/threonine-protein kinase At1g51810
Biological process (GO): protein phosphorylation
Molecular function (GO): ATP binding; protein kinase activity; protein binding
Source: RefSeq, a predicted model, not a curated record
UCCUGACAAGAGUUCAAGUCCUCGUUUUCUUGCCCCGACCACAACCAUCUCUUCCCGGCAAUUCCACCAACGACUCUUCCGUCUACCAUUCGCUGCAGCAAAAGAAGGGGCCGGCUGGUCUAUUCUUGCCCUCGCCAAACAAAGACCCGCGCGCGCCUAGUGGUGGUCAUAACUCAUAAAUCACGCUAGCUCCUGGUGCCGCUUGCUGAUCAAUGGAGGAACCAACGACGGGAACAACGGCGAUGAUGGUGCCAUGGUUGCUGCUUCUCUGCAUCACUGCUGCUGCCACCAGCGGGGCACUGCAAGCUCAUGCCCAGCUCGAGAGCAAUGGUUUUAUAAGCAUAGACUGCGGUCUUCCAGGGCAAACAGGCUACGUGGAUAAGACCACCACGCUAUCCUACACCACGGACGCCGGCUUCAUCGACACCGAUGCCGGCGUAAACCACAACAUCUCCGCUGAAUACAUUACUCCCUCGACGCCCACGAGCUUGCACAGUGUGCGCAGCUUCCCCAGCGGUGAGCGCAACUGCUACACUCUGGGCUCACUCGUGUCCGGGCUCAAGUACCUCCUCCGGGGCAAGUUCUUGUACGCCAACUACGAUGGCCUCAACAUGCUACCCAUGUUCGACCUCUACAUCGGGGUUAACUUCUGGACGACAGUGAAUAUCUCAGCCUCUGACGUAGAGGUCUAUGCGGAGGCCAUCAUGGUCGCGCCGGACGAUUUUGUGCAGGUUUGCUUGAUAAACACUGGCGGCGGGAUGCCGUUCAUCUCUGGGCUGGAUCUGAGGCCACUGAAGAACAAGCUCUACCCACUGGCCAACGAGACACAGGCCCUGGUCCUGCUACACAGGUUCAACUUUGGACCCACUGAUAGCCACACCAUUAUCAGGUACCCUGAUGAUCCGCACGACCGGAUAUGGUUCCCUUUUGUCGACGUGGAAAACUGGGUGGACAUAACAGCGGGGGAGAAGGUAAACAUUUUGGACGAGCUCUUCCAGCCGCCCCAAGAAGUGAUGCAGACGGCCAUCACGCCGCGGGACGUCUCGGAGAACAUAGAGUUCACCUUGGACCUCGAGAGUUUCCCCAGGGACCAUUCGCUGGGGUACGUCCAUACGGUGUACUUCUGUGAACUUCAAGAAUACCCCAGCAGUAAUGCACUACGGCAGUUCUACAUCUACCGGAAUGGCGUGCUAACGUACCUUCAAGUCUACACUCCGCCAUACCUUGCCGGCGAUUUUGUGAACUCACUUAAGCCCUUUCAAGCCAGCCAGUACAAGAUCUCCCUCAACGCCACUGCUAAAUCGACGCUGCCGCCCAUCAUAAAUGCCAUCGAGCUAUUCUCCGUCAUCUCAACCACCACCGUGGGCACCAACUCACAGGACGUAUUUGCCAUAAGAGCCGUCAAGAAGAUGUAUCAGGUGCAGAAGAAUUGGAUGGGUGACCCGUGCCUUCCCGAGACACUGAGCUGGGAUAACUUGACCUGCAGCUAUAACAGUUCCAGACCUCCAAUAAUUAGAAUAGUAAACAUGUCCUUCAAUGAUCUCCAAGGUGGUAUAUCUCCUGACUUCGCAGCUCUCAAGAACCUUCAAUCCAUGGAUCUGUCAAACAAUAACUUGACAGGAUCAAUUCCAGAAGCCCUUUCGCAAUUGGAGUCAUUAAAAUUUUUAGAUCUCUCGAACAACAAACUGAAUGGACCAAUUCCUUCAGGACUUCUCAAGAAAGUUCAAGAUCGCUCCUUGGAUCUGAAAUAUGACAACAAUCCUGAUAUUUGUACUAAUGGCUCCUCAUGUCAGCCUGAAAGGGGCAGUAACCUAGCCAUCUACAUAGUUGUUCCUGUAGUUGUGAUUGUGGUGUUACUACUAGUGGCAAUGCUAUACUUUUGCUUGCAAAGGAAAAGAAAGCAAGGAUCAAUUAAAAACUCAGUAAAGCUAAAAAAUGAUGGUGACGGGAAUAGUUCACUUGGACUUGAGAGCCAUCGGUUCACGUACAGGGAACUGGAGACGAUAACGAACAACUUCCAGCGAGUGCUUGGUCGAGGAGGAUUUGGGUGUGUCUUCCACGGCUCCCUGGAAGAUGGCACUCAGGUAGCAGUAAAGCUGAGGUCUCAUUCUUCAAACCAGGGUGUCAGACAGUUCCUUGCAGAGGAUGGGGAGCAAAUGGCACUUGUCUAUGAGUACAUGCCUGAAGGAACCCUACAAGAGCACAUUGCAGGAAAAGACAACAUCAGACGAGCUUUACCCUGGAGACAAAGACUCCGAGUCGCACUUGAAUCUGCCCAAGGGCUAGAGUACCUACACAAGGGCUGCAACCCACCUCUAAUUCAUAUGGAUGUCAAAACUGCCAACAUCUUGUUAAACGAGAGACUAGAGGCCAAGAUUGCCGACUUUGGAUUGUCUAAGGCUUUCAACUGCCACGAUGACACCCAUAUAUCCACCAACACGAUUGCCGGCACACACGGAUAUAAAGAUCCAGAGUAUAGUAGAACAGGGCAGGCGUCAACCAAGAGUGAUGUGUACAGUUUUGGUGUUGUGCUGCUAGAGCUAGUCACGGGGAAGCCGGCCAUCCUGCCCGACACCGAGCCCAUCAGCAUCAUCAAUUGGGCACGACAGCGGCUUGCGCGGGGUGACAUUGAGGGCGUGGUGGACACGCGCAUGCAAGGUGAUCAUGACAUCAAUGCUGUUUGGAAAGCUACAGAGAUUGCGCUCAAGUGCACCGAGCAAGUGCCCCUACAGCGGCCCUCCAUGGCUGAAGUUGUGAUGCAGAUACAGGAGUGCCUUGAUCUCGAGGAGGUCUGCACAGGACGUGAUGAUGAAUUCUACACCGGCAGUAGUAGUGUUGGCAUGGACCCAAACAUGGGUUACAACGCUAGCACUAACCGGUGCACUGAUCUGAGGCAGAACAACGCUACGCUUGAGAUAGAGUAUAAUCAUAGGAGAGGGCCACAAAUGGAUACUAGUCCUGUGGCGACACGAUGAAGACAUCCUUGCCAAUCCAGUCUAAUAGCCACCAUGAUUUCUCUUCUUUCAAGAUUAGAUUUCUCUGAAAUUGUUUUAACAUGUUGUUUUUUUUUUGCGUACCUAGGUGAGUAAUGUUCUUGCCAUAUGAAUUGUCUAGUUAAAAAAAUCUGGAUAAUGAGAAUAUUUGCUAUGCUAGGGUUAACCGAUUAAUUGAAUGAUGACAUAGCAGCAAUGUCUCUUUAGGGAGAUCCAGCGAGUGGGUGCUCAUUUGACGAGAAAAGGUUCCCCCAUUUAUUAUAAAGCCAACACCGAUUACAACUGAGAGACUGAUACAAACACAGAUCACGACCGCAC